Messenger RNA from Poecilia latipinna (sailfin molly), 2277 nucleotides. RefSeq names its product malectin (gene mlec). The transcript has 6 exons. Gene Ontology annotation, molecular function: carbohydrate binding. Gene Ontology annotation, cellular component: membrane. Bases 317 to 1177 code for a protein of 286 amino acids. The record is from RefSeq and is a predicted model, not a curated record. Lineage: Eukaryota; Metazoa; Chordata; Actinopteri; Cyprinodontiformes; Poeciliidae.
AGUGCCUGUCACUCACCGCUAAUGGGAAACCUCAGGUUAGGUAGCGCCGCUGUUCCGCCUCCUUCAAACUGGCAAGCCGCUGUAGUUAGCAGCAGCACGGCGAAUGUUACUUUGAAUAUCCACUCAUUGAAUGAAAGUCAGGGGCAGGCUGUGGCCAGUUGCUGCAAACACGCCAAGGUUUUCUUACAGGGUGGCUUGUGGACGAUUGGCGACACUGUGCGAGCAUUAGUGCGACUGGUACACCCCGACAGAAAGAGGUUAAAGGCGGUUGUGGAAGGGAAAGGAGCAGGGGGAAGACUGCGCGGCGUGUGAAGCAAUGCAGCGGGUCACGGCGCAACUCGUCGCCGGGCUGCUGGCAGCGAUGCUGUCUCUGCUGUCCGAGCAGUGCUGGGCAGACGGCGGGGGCCCCAGCCUCGCAGAGCGGGUUAUCUGGGCUGUGAACGCCGGGGGAGACUCGCAUGUGGAUGUGCACGGUAUUCAUUUCAAGAAGGACCCUUUGGAAGGGAAAAUUGGCAAAGCAUCUGAUUAUGGGGUGCGUCUGCCAAUCCUACGCUCCAGUCCCGAGGACCAGAUUCUCUACCAGACGGAGCGGUACAAUGAAGACACUUUCGGGUAUGAUGUCCCCAUUCGUGACGACGGAGACUAUAUACUAGUCAUGAAAUAUGCAGAGGUUUACUUUGCACAGUCGCAGCAAAAGGUGUUUGAUGUCCGUGUAAACGGCCACACAGUGGUUAAGGACCUGGACAUCUUUGACCGAGUGGGCCACAGUACCGCUCACGAUGAGAUAGUACCGUUCUCUAUUAAAAAAGGCAAGCUAAGCGUGCAAGGCGAGGUGUCCACCUUCAAUGGCAAGCUCACGGUGGAGUUCGUAAAGGGUUACUAUGACAACCCCAAGGUCUGUGCGCUCUACGUCAUGAAGGGGACUUUAGAAGAUGUACCGAAGCUUCAGCCUCACCCCGGCCUGGAGAAGCACGAGGAUGACGAGGAAGAGGAGGAGGAAAGCGAAGCAGGCGAGGAAGGUGGGAAGAAAAAGGUCCAGCCGGGCUCCAAGUACAGGGUCCAGUCGGGCCCCCGGACGCCGAACCCCUACGCAGCCGACAACAGCAGCCUAAUGUUCCCCAUCCUGGUGGCGUUCGGAGUCUUCAUCCCCACACUGUUCUGCCUCUGCCGGCUGUGAGCUGAAACUAACCAAGGGAGGGGGGGCAGAGACGCCAGCAGGCAGAGCAUGGAGAGAGAGAGAGGAGGGGGAAUGAUGGAGAGGAGGUCACCGUGACAACAGCAGCACAGGUACAAGCAUCCACACAGGAGAGGGAGCCAAAGGCCGGAGGAAAAUCAUGACGGAGGACAGAAAAAAAAAAAAAAAAAAAAAAAAAAGACAAGUUAUUGGAAAGCCACUGCCAGACGAAGCGAAGCGACGCUUUAUUAGGAAAACGACAAAAAAGAGAUGUGGGAAGUGUAUUCUGCUCGCUUCUUCGAAUGUGUUUCGCAUCCACCUCUGCUGACACUUUUAUUUUUUUUCUUUUUGAACAAUCUUAGUCAUUUCCAUUUAAAAAAAAAAACUAAAAAAAAAAAAACAAAACAAGAAACCGGCUGGGCAGGAUGUCCUGCCGUCAUGCAAGAAGCCACAGCUCUGCAGCUCAGAGAUGCUCAGGAGCGAUUUGGGUCUGGGCCAGUUUUUGUACGGAGCGCAUGCUCCCUCACUACUCCUGCUCAGCAUCCGGUCAGACGCGUUCGGCUCAAAUUGGAAACGGUGCUGCUUGGAAAUUGGGUAUCUAGAAUAGAAAGUGUGAGUGAGAUGGUUCGUGUGUGUGCGUGUGUGUGCGUGCGUGCGUGUGCGUGUGUGGUUUUUUUGUUUGUUCAGAUCUAGCUGGCCUUCUGUCAUCUACCUGCCAUGCGUCGCUGAAAGACGGAGGGAGUUACGCUUGAACCAGCUCCGUAGCUGGCACUUUGUUUGCUGUCCUGGCCUCGACAUCAACACAUUUUAUCGCGGUGCGUUAAAAUGCAUUAAAAACAAAACCGUCUUUGGAGUCGUUUUCACCAGACUCUGAUUUGUAGUUGUUAGAAAUACCCAACGCAUUUUAAGUUGAUUACCGCUCCGAACGUGGAUCCGUCAGGAAUUUGUCAUUGUUCAGAGACAAAGUUUAUGCUGUGAAAUGCUGAAGUAUCCAUAAAGGUCAUACAGGUGCAGCUCAAUAAAUUAGAUGACCAUAGAAAACAUGUAGUUCAGAAAUUUGGUUCUAAAAGUGAAACUCGUGUAGAUUCUUUAAAAAAAAAAAA